Gryllus bimaculatus (two-spotted cricket) is the source of this 1734-nucleotide messenger RNA. NCBI's taxonomy places the organism in Eukaryota, Metazoa, Arthropoda, Insecta, Orthoptera, Gryllidae. The record is from the annotation of a GenBank genome assembly.
AUGCAGUAUGCACCGGUGUGCGCGUCGGCGCGUGCUAACCACCGCCCAAGAGCGCCCGGGGCGGCCGCGAGCGGGCGCGCGCGCCCGUCGCCAGUGGCCGAGGCGACGCGACGCGACGCGGGGCGAGGCGCCAUGCCGGUGGGCGAGGCGCUGCAGCUGGAGCUGCUGCCGCUGCGGGAGCUGCUGGGCGGCGCGCCCCCCGACGAGGGCUUCGAGCGCUUCUCGCUGGGAUUCGCGCCCUCUCGUGUAACUGGAACGAUUGUAACACCUUGUACUGGUGACACUGGCUCGAGGAUUUUGAAUGGAGAAGUUAGGCCGACGGACGACGAGCUGUCGUCGUCGUCGUCGUCCUCGGCGUCGUGGGGCGGGGCGUGCGGGGCGGCGGCGGGCGACGGCGCCUCGUGGCGGCGGCCGCCGCGGCGCCAGCACUGGGCCAACAAGGCGCAGUUCGUGCUGGCGUGCAUCGGCUACAGCGUGGGCCUGGGCAACGUGUGGCGCUUCCCGUACCUGUGCUACAAGUCGGGCGGCGGCGUCUUCCUCGUGCCCUACCUGCUCAUCCUGGUGGUGUGCGGCGUGCCGCUGCUCUACAUGGAGCUGGCCGUGGGGCAGUUUACGCGCCGCGGGCCCAUCGGCGCCCUGGGACAGCUCUGCCCCAUCUUCAAAGGAGCGGGGCUGGCGAGCGUCGUCAUCUCUUUCCUCAUGUCCACCUACUACAACGUCAUCAUCGCGUAUGCGCUCUACUACUUCUUCUCGGCGUUCAAGUCGGACGUGCCGUGGGCGUCGUGCGGGCACUCGUGGAACACGCCGCAGUGCUGGCGGCCGGGCGACGGCGUGCUGCAGAUCAGCGUGGGGCUGGAGCAGCUGGGAGCCGUGCGCUGGGAGCUGGUGGCGUGCCUGCUCUUCGCCUGGGUGCUCGUCUACUUCUCCCUGUGGAAGGGCGUGCGCUCGUCGGGGCGCGUGCUCUACUUCACCGCCACCUUCCCCUACGUCGUAUGGGUGAACGCGCUGGCCCAAAAUUUUAACUCAUUCGGAAUAGCGUUUGGUUCCAUCAUUUCCUUCUCCAGUUACAACCGAUUUCAUAAUCAGAUAUUGGUUGACACGCUGGCGGUCACCAUUAUCAAUGCCUUCACCAGCAUCCUAGUGGGCAUUUUUGCCUUCGCGACGAUCGGCAACAUCGCCUCAGAGAUGGGCAAACAUGUCGAAGACGUCGUGGCAGAUGGACCGGGACUGGUGUUCGUAGUUUACCCGCAAGCUAUGACCAAGAUGCCGGCCAUCCAGCUGUGGGGAGUCCUCUUCUUUUUCAUGUUGCUCUGCCUAGCACUCAACAGUCAGGGCGGGAUGUACUUCUUCCAGCUGAUCGACCACUUCGCGGCGUCCAUCUCCAUCAUGUACCUGGCGUUCUUCGAGGCGAUCGCCGUGGCGUGGCUGUACGGCGCGCGGCGCCUGGCGCGCGACGUGCGCGCCAUGACGGGGCGCCGGCCGUCGCUGUACAUCCGCAUGUGCUGGUGGGGUGCGGCGCCGCUGCUGCUGUUCGCCGUGUGGGUGUUCAGCCUCAUCGACUACGAGCCGCCCACCUACAACAACGGCGCCUACCGCUACCCGUCGUGGGCCGAGGCGCUGGGCUGGGGCGUGGCGUCGCUCUCGCUGCUCUGCAUCCCGGUGUGCGCGGUCGCCGUGGUGGCGCGCGCGCCCGGACACUCCUUGUUCCAGAUAAGACGUAUUCUUUGGCUCUAG